Funneliformis mosseae is the source of this 354-nucleotide messenger RNA. The record is from the annotation of a GenBank genome assembly. NCBI's taxonomy places the organism in Eukaryota, Fungi, Glomeromycota, Glomeromycetes, Glomerales, Glomeraceae.
AUGCCAAAAGAAACUACUGGUAGUCUUGCAGUUCAAGAUGAACUCAAUAGAAUAGACUAUUGUGAAUUUUUAUCAAUAUCUAAAAAUGUUAAAGAAAUAGCUGGAACAGAUUCAGAAUCUUUUUCAGGUGUUUUUCUUAAUCCUAAAAGAAUAAAUACAGAUCUAUCAAAAGAAAUAUUAGAUUUGUUGAUUGAAUAUUAUUGUGAUACCUAUAAUAAAGAUUUUGUAGCAUUGUCAAACAUUCAUGUUACCAACUCAGAAGCUAUACCAGUACUUUCAAAGGUGAAUAUUUACAGGCAAUUACGACUUGGCUCUAAAGUUUUUAGAUCAUCGUACUCUAAAAGACACAUCUGA